AUGAUGGAUCUGACGAAUGACACCACGGUCAUCACAGCCAGCGACGGGGGUGUCUUAUUGGAUGACUCCUCAACCCGCGUCCUGACUGGCUGUUUCCUCUCGCUGCUCAUCCUCUCCACGUUGCUCGGCAACAUCCUUGUGUGCGCCGCCGUCACCAAGUGCCGUCACCUGCGUUCCAAAGUCACCAACUUCUUUGUGAUUUCGUUGGCCGUCUCCGACCUCCUGGUCGCUGUCCUGGUGAUGCCGUGGAAGGCCGUGACGGAGGUCGCAGGGUUCUGGCCAUUUGGCUCGUUCUGCGACACCUGGGUGGCGUUCGACAUCAUGUGCUCCACGGCGUCCAUCUUGAACCUGUGUGUGAUCAGCGUGGACCGUUACUGGGCGAUAUCCAGCCCGUUCCGCUAUGAGAGGAAGAUGACUCCUAAAGUGGCGUUCGUGAUGAUCAGCGUGGCCUGGACGCUCUCCGUCCUCAUCUCCUUCAUCCCCGUCCAGCUCAACUGGCACAAAGCCCAGACCUUUACCUCUACCUCCAUCACUACCUCCACAACCACCCCCUACAGCCUCCAGGCCUCCCCAGACUCCUCUAACCCUGUUGGGGAUAACAACACACAUCAGGCCCCCCGGGACUGGGACAACUGUCACUUCAGCCUGAACCGGACCUACGCCAUCUUCACCUCUCUGAUCAGCUUCUAUAUCCCAGUGAUCAUCAUGGUGGCCACCUACACCCAGAUCUACCGCAUCACCCACCGUCAGAUCAGAUGCAUCGCCACCCUAGAACGGGCCGCAGAGAGCGUCAAGAACCGACACAACAGCUUGGGUGGAGGCGGUGGAGGAUCCAGCAUAUCCGAAUCAGAGAGCUCGUUCAAGAUGACGUUCAAACGGGAGACAAAGGUCCUGAAGACGCUGACUCUGAUCGUGGGCGUGUUCGUGUGCUGCUGGCUGCCCUUCUUCGUCCUGAACUGCAUGGUGCCGUUCUGUGAGCUGUCGCCCCCCGGUGGCGUGGCCUCCUUCACCUGUAUCAGCCCCACUAUGUUUGAUGUGUUUGUGUGGUUGGGCUGGGCCAACUCUUCUCUCAACCCCAUCAUAUAUGCCUUCAACCCAGACUUCCGCAAGGCGUUCUCUAUCCUCCUGGGCUGCCACAGACUCUGUCCUGGAGAUCACGGGAUGGACACGUUCUGUCUCAAUAAGAAAUGAGCUCAGAGCCUCAGAACUCCCACUGGUAGUACAACAUCUGCUGAGACACUGGUCUCAGAAGAGGAUCUACAGGACCGGCUGUCAUGGAACAACAGAGAACUAUGGCAUGCCAUCAUCUGGUGCAUUGUAUCGCCAUAAGCAAGCAGAGGAAGCACUACAACCUUGGUGUAAAAAGGUUUGAUGUUGUCAUUGAGGGUUCCGCCACCUAACAUGCAGUUUGAUCUGAAAUGGCACUGCAAUGAGAGAUGAGUGACCCUUUGCAGUGUCCCUGACUGUGCAGUGAAUGCGGUAAGUCUAGUGACACAGUGUCUCUGUAGAGUAGAUACUACAGUGAGUCAGGGCCUCAGACUGGGCUCUGAUCCAGUGAUCCAGUGUCUCUGUGGGCUGUCCAGUGAUCCAGUGAUCUAGUAGACAUGAAAAAGGGUGAAGGAUUUGAUAUUAUGACUGUGUGUGACAGAGUACAGGAAGAGUGGUGCUAACGAUUCUCUGAGACUGAUAAUCCACAGACUGGGCUGGCAACACGCACACACACGCACGCACGCACGCACGCACGCACACACACACACACACACACACACACACACACACACACACACACACUGACCGCUACAGAUCUCAAACGUCAUAGGGUUUUAAGACUCAAACCAAAUCAUAUUUAUGUAUGAACAUAAACAUGUGAAUGAAUGACUUAAAAACGUCUCUACUGAGGCAGCUAGAAGGAUUUCAGACUGUCCAAUAGAGAUUGAUAUUGUGUGCAUUAUUGUGAACUUAACAGAAUGUUAAAAAACAGGACACUUUAUUAGAAAAGUGAAGAGCUUAAAUACAGUACUUCAAGAAAAUAUGUUAUUUUUUACAAUGUGUUCUCUUGCAAACAGUAACUUUGAGUGUGUUCUUGUUAAAGUCCAUACCUAUACUUCCAUUGUUUUAAUUGAUGGGGGAACGCCAAAUGAUGGUCAACUGAAUAAUCUUUCUAAUGAUGGUAAUGAAAUUCAGAAAGCUUAAGGCUAUUUCAUAACAAACAUCAAUUUAAUUUGGACCACCAUUUUCAAUCCCCCUCCAAAGUGUUUUACCUUAUUAAUGAGCUCCUCAUCUUGCAUUGUGUCUGUGGGUUUUCCAAAGCAAUGCCAGGUGGCCCAACUAGCUCUCACGGUCUCACUGCAGAAUUAGACGUUCAUCCACGUUCUCCAAACGUCAGAUUUGGAAGUGUUCUUGUUUCUCCUGCUGCUCUGUAUCCUUCCAUUUCUCCAAACGUCACAUUUUGAAGUUAAGGGUUAAGUUUAGGCGCUCAUUCCAAAUGGUUAAGGUAAGGGGUUAAGGUUUGGGAUAGGGUAUAACAAAAAACAAAAAAAGUCUCGCAUUUCACUACAUCCUCAGGACAUGGAUAGAUGUCCAAUUUCAACGCCAAUCUUGAACGAUCUCCCUCGGUGGCCAGCUAUUACAUAGUCAUUUUAGGAAUAUUUGAAUAAUUUUUGUGUCAUGUCUGAAUUUCUCAUGAAAAGUUUCCCUUAAUUAACUAGAGGUGAAACUAAUUAAAACAAAUGACCGUGUGAUUGUCAUGAAACCGACAUGGAGCCGAGAAAGAAA
This is a messenger RNA of Coregonus clupeaformis (lake whitefish), 2775 nucleotides long. Its product is annotated as D(1) dopamine receptor-like. Gene Ontology annotation, biological process: adenylate cyclase-activating adrenergic receptor signaling pathway. Gene Ontology annotation, cellular component: membrane. Lineage: Eukaryota; Metazoa; Chordata; Actinopteri; Salmoniformes; Salmonidae. The record is from RefSeq and is a predicted model, not a curated record. Bases 1 to 1191 code for a protein of 396 amino acids. The transcript has a single exon. Gene Ontology annotation, molecular function: G protein-coupled receptor activity.